AAUCUUCCCUAUUCUGUUGAAGAUAUUAAACAAAUGAAUGCUUCAUGCCCUGUUUGUGCUGAACUAAAACCCAGAUUCUUUGGCGCGGCAUCUGGCAGACUGAUCAAGGCCACUUCCCCCUUCGAGAGACUAAACAUCGACUUCAAAGGGCCCCUGCCGACCGAGACAGACAACAGAUACAUAUUCACCGUUGUUGAUGAAUAUUCAAGGUUCCCUUUCGCAUUUCCGUGCUCGGAUAUGACCUCGGGCACUGUCGUGAGAUGUCUCUCUGACCUCUUCGCUAUGUUUGGGAAACCUUCGUACAUACAUUCAGACAGAGGGCCGUGUUUCAUGUCGGCCGGGCUAAAACAAUUCCUACUAGAGCUCGGCAUAGCAACUAGUCGAACGACGGGUUACAACCCACAGGGAAACGGGCAGGUGGAAAGGUAUAAUGGAGUUAUUUGGAAAGCCGUAACUCUGGCGCUGAAAUCGAGAGGACUGGGCCCCGAGCGGUGGGAGGUUACUCUUCCCGACGCUCUGAAUUCCAUACGCUCUUUGCUCUGCACGUCCACCAAUGCAACUCCUCACGAACGAAUGUUUACUCACCAGCGACGUUAUGUUGACGGCCAAUCGGUGCCCAACUGGCUAACCCAUCCCGGAACAGUGUUCAUGAAACGCCCGGUACGACAAAGCAAGUAUGAACCCCUGGUGGAGGGGGUCGAACUCAUUGACACUAAUCCAGAGUAUGCUCAUGUCAGGCUCCCGGAUGGCAGGGAGACCACUGUGUCGGUUCGCCAUCUGGCUCCCUCAGGUACUCCUCCCGCAGGUACACCACCUUCUGGCACUCCUCCCUCUGACAUCCCCUCCCCAGGUGUUCCCCCCCCAGUCCACCCGAGAGCGAUCGAGGAGUCAUCCCCGGCACAAGUCGAGGCUCACCAAGAGGAUCGGGAGUCUCCCUCAAGUGAAACUGCCGUUUACUCCCGGAGAGGUCGACGAAUAAGGCCCCCUCGACGACUCAAUCUGUAA
Messenger RNA from Anneissia japonica, 1005 nucleotides. RefSeq lists its product as uncharacterized. Gene Ontology annotation, molecular function: nucleic acid binding. The annotation marks the transcript as partial. NCBI's taxonomy places the organism in Eukaryota, Metazoa, Echinodermata, Crinoidea, Comatulida, Comatulidae. The record is from RefSeq and is a predicted model, not a curated record. The transcript has a single exon. Gene Ontology annotation, biological process: DNA integration.